GCUGUUGGAACGUCUUCGUUGCAAUACUUGCGCUAUGUACCCUACCGACGUGCCGCAGCAAAGAGUGGUAUGAGAUGGCGGGCAAACCAGCUCAGCAGCUUGGUGGCGGGGAAGGCUGGGAACACCUCAACGCGCCCGCUCAUUGGCUGCGGACCGCAUUGAGUGCCAUGGCGGGCGGUGAUGAUGAUACAGUGCGACUAAAGGCGACGAAGGAAGCGUGUUGCCGCAUCGCGCAGCGCUUGCGUAUGGUCCGGUUUUGGGGAGUGUUGUUGUUCCUGUGCAAGUCGAGUGAGUCGUGGCGUAGCUAUCACUUUGUGGCUGGAGUGACGCCUGAGGCAUCAGUCACGUGUACUCAUCGGAAACCUCGCGAGUCUUGCCGAGCAGCAGCGACUUCGACGAGGAGCAGCAUUGAAGAGCACCCGCCAGCAACCUCACCAACCCACAUCACACCGCGCACUCGUCACAAUGGCCGGUCUCCUCGGAAAGAAGUUCCCCGCGCCCGUCGCAAAGCCGAUGUGGCCUUUCUACACUGCCGGCUUGAUCAUUGCAUACGGCAUCAACUCCUUUGCGACCGUCCUUGCAAACACCGAUGAGUACAAGAACGACCCAAGGAACCCAGCAAAGAACAUCAAGAAGGACCACUAAGCUUCUGAAUGGGCGGCAUGACUGCAAUGGCACGAGCGAGGGACAAUAGAAGACAUUACAGUAUGACUGGAAUGGUCUGCGCGCUGCGAUAGACGGGGGAAAAGCGAGUGUACAUAUACUACCACAUACCCGAACCUCGUGCUUUGCGGUUGAGAACGAAAACGAAGUCUUUUCUUUGUGCAACGUGGGCUUCAUGGAUAUCUCUCUGGCGACCUCAGAAUCUCCGAAUGGGCGAUUUGCUGAAGGCGAAAGUCGGACUUGUGUGUCUGGAGAAGCGACAACACACCACGCUUCGCGGAUAUGUGUGCAACUGCACAGGCGGCUUGCGUUACGGAACAAAUUCAGCAGAACAAGCUCGCUUCGCUCGCGCCGUGUCUCCGGUCUGUUACCAGUUGCUGCGCCCCAUCUUUCGGUGCUUUAUCCUCAGACAUUGCAUCGUCAACUCAUGCGAAGUGGUGCAAAAUGUU
Cercospora beticola is the source of this 1112-nucleotide messenger RNA. RefSeq names its product F1F0 ATP synthase subunit i (gene ATP18). The record is from RefSeq and is a predicted model, not a curated record. NCBI's taxonomy places the organism in Eukaryota, Fungi, Ascomycota, Dothideomycetes, Mycosphaerellales, Mycosphaerellaceae. Gene Ontology annotation, molecular function: proton-transporting ATP synthase activity, rotational mechanism. Gene Ontology annotation, biological process: proton motive force-driven ATP synthesis.